Molecule: messenger RNA, 1594 nt
Organism: Hevea brasiliensis (rubber tree)
Lineage: Eukaryota; Viridiplantae; Streptophyta; Magnoliopsida; Malpighiales; Euphorbiaceae
Product: fructose-1,6-bisphosphatase, cytosolic
Exons: 12
Coding region: 397-1446 (349 amino acids)
Biological process (GO): fructose 6-phosphate metabolic process; fructose 1,6-bisphosphate metabolic process; fructose metabolic process
Cellular component (GO): cytoplasm; cytosol
Molecular function (GO): fructose 1,6-bisphosphate 1-phosphatase activity
Source: RefSeq, a predicted model, not a curated record
ACCUCCUAACCGUCGAAUGACAGAGAGAGAGAGAGGGAGAGAGAGAGAUAGUCGACGAAAGGCGUUAUCCGCAGUGACGGCCACACACCUCACUCCCGCAUUCCCUUCUCGCCACGUGUCCUACGAAACUUCCGUUUUUACUAGAUAGCCUCGUCCCCACCAUGUACCCGCCCACACACGCUCUCUCCCUUAUCGCUUUCGUAUGUAUCCACUGCAAGAGCUGGCUGCUCCUCGAAUCCAGCGAAUCUCACCUCUGCUAAUCCUUUUUAUGCUCUUAUAAUUCCACUCGCAAAGCUUAUAUUUUUAUGGUUUUCUUGUAGUGGUUUUUGGGUGGGGUGUGCGUGUGAGAGAGAGAGAGAGAGAGAGAGAGAGAGAGAGACGCAGGGAGAGGGAGAGAUGGAUCACGCGGCAGAUGCCCACCGGACCGAUUUGAUGACGAUAAUGAGGUUUGUACUGAAUGAACAAUCAAAGCACCCAGGUUCGCGUGGGGAUUUCACUAUCUUGCUCAAUCAUAUUGUUCUUGGCUGCAAAUUCGUUUGCUCUGCUGUUAACAAGGCGGGUCUUGCCAAGCUUAUUGGACUUGCUGGGGAGACAAAUGUUCAGGGUGAAGAGCAAAAGAAACUGGAUGUGCUUUCAAAUGAAGUAUUCAUCAAGGCUUUAGUAAGCAGUGGCCGAACAUGCAUACUUGUCUCUGAAGAAGAUGAGGAGGCAAUAUUUGUGGAGCCUGACAAGCGUGGAAAGUACUGUGUUGUUUUUGAUCCAUUGGAUGGAUCCUCCAACAUUGACUGUGGUGUUUCUAUUGGAACGGUACAACCUUCACUUCAAAUCAUGAUAGAUUCUAUCUUUGGGAUUUACAUGGUGAAACAUGGCCGUGAACCAACUCUAGAUGAUGUUUUGCAACCUGGGAAAAAUAUGGUAGCAGCUGGCUAUUGCAUGUAUGGAAGCUCUUGCAUGCUUGUGUUGAGUACUGGAAGUGGUGUUAAUGGUUUCACCCUUGAUCCAUCCCUUGGGGAGUUCAUACUUACUCACCCUGAUAUUAAGAUUCCAAAGAAAGGAAAGAUUUAUUCAGUAAAUGAAGGAAAUGCUAAGAACUGGGAUGCUCCAACAGCCAAGUAUGUGGAAAAAUGCAAGUUCCCUGAGGAUGGUUCCUCACCAAAGUCUCUGAGAUACGUUGGAAGCAUGGUGGCUGAUGUGCAUCGCACAUUACUCUAUGGGGGAAUAUUUUUGUACCCUGCAGAUAAGAAGAGUCCCAAUGGGAAACUGCGUGUGCUGUAUGAAGUCUUUCCAAUGUCAUUUUUGAUGGAACAAGCAGGAGGUCAAUCUUUUACUGGCAAGCAAAAGGCACUUGACUUGGUUCCAGAGAAGAUACAUCAGCGAUCUCCAAUAUUUCUGGGAAGCUAUGAUGAUGUUGAGGAAAUCAAAGCACUCUAUGCUGCUGAAGCAUAGAGCGCAGCAAGAAUCAUUCUCUUAUAGUGCUUACAUGGCCUUAUUAAUUGUAAUCUGGCUACUUGACCGCCCUUCUUCUAAUCAUCAUAUAUUUUAAAACACUCUUUCUCAAGUUUCUUUCAAUAAAUGAUAUGUUUAUUGGUGAUAA